Molecule: messenger RNA, 3285 nt
Organism: Alternaria atra
Lineage: Eukaryota; Fungi; Ascomycota; Dothideomycetes; Pleosporales; Pleosporaceae
Exons: 6
Coding region: 1-3285 (1094 amino acids)
Source: RefSeq, a predicted model, not a curated record
AUGGAACAACGAGAAUUGCAUGAGAUGCACAGCGUUAGGGAGGAAACAAGCCAUCCGAAUACGGUCGCUCCAAAGGUCCCAGAAACCACUCAUGAGCCAAGGUUUUUGUCGAGAGCGUCUUCCAUGACCGUCCGUGAGCCAGUGGUCAGGACCCUAAACACAUCGCUGUGGCCGCUGGUGGUCUUCAUCUUUUACGCCACACUUUCCGCCUUCACGUGGGCCGUGUUGUGUAUCGCAAGCAACCGACCGAUUGGAAGCAAGCAGGAUUACACGAAAAAAAUGGGCUAUGCAAGUGAGCGGGAUGCUAUCUUGACUAAACACGAGAAUGCUGUCAGAGCGGCGCAGAUCUUGCAAGCAGUCGUCGCUCUGCUCACUAUCCCCAUCACAUCGGCAAUUUGCUCCAUGGCCCUGGCUGCUUUUAUCCAAGCCAGUGGCGCACGAACAAAAUUGAACCUUCGUCAGACUAUGGCGCUUGCCGAUCAAGGCUGGAUCAGUCCACGCAUAUGGACUAUGUGUUCCAAAGUAGGAAGCCUGCCAUUGUACAUUGCCUUCGGGUUGACGUUAGUCGGUGCGGUCUUCCAAAUCCUUCAACAGACCUUUAUCCAAGUUACCACCGUACAGAUCGCGACUAAGGAUACCUUUUAUAACACCGACCAUGUUCCUGAUCUGCCUGCUCUGAUCAACGGUAGUACUAGCAAUAGCAACCCACUAGUUGUUCGACUCCGUAGCAUCCUGGAAUCGACCAAGGAGGACCAAUAUGAACCUUUCCUUUGGGUCAAGCAGCAAGCUGACCGCAUUUACCACGACUACCGGGGGAGUUUCGAACUAAUCUCUGAUUCAGGUUCAGACGUUUGGUUCACACCUUUGGUCUCGGACUUCAACACCGGUGUUUACGAUGAGCCUCAAUACGCGCCCCGCAUCAACACAACGAUUACGUACGCGAACAUGACUGCUGCCGAAUGGCCAAGCGAAUGUGUUCGUGACAGAGAAGGCUUGUUCUUUGCAGAGUAUCAUGGACGUUCAGAUUACCAGGACACCGAUUAUGACUACAGCAGUUACUACGACACCGAUUUGACGGCUUGUAUGCCUACGAACAUAAGCGAAACGCCCUGGCAAGCUACAUACAACCGACAGGAUAUCACCGAAGAACUCUAUCUUAACGUAUCAGUACCAUACAGAAUGGAUACCCCUUCUUAUUAUAAAGUAACGGCCAAAUCGUCAUUAGGCUACUUUGAGCUUCCGUGUGCCAAGAAUGGAAACCGUGCCGGGCCCUUACUCGAUAACUGUUCUCUGCCAUCCUUAACCGACGAAUGGAUGUCAGGUUCAUACAGUAGUUGGGGCAAAGCCGUGGCAGCUCGGGAUACCGAAGACACAUAUGCUGGCAAUAUCACGCAGACCAUAGGAAGUCAUAUCGGACCCCUGACUGCUCUUGGACUGGCCCUCUUUGGUGAAGGCUCUUUCAUCGAGAAACGCGUUUCGAACCCAUCCGCCUUUGUCAUGAAUCUAACCAAGGUAUACGAUCCUGAAUAUGACUCAUGGUAUAUACCCUGGAGCCCGAAUUGCGUUUCGUCCAUGCCUCUUAACUAUGCCAUGAGUUCAAGCGAGUCGGGAUGUCUUGGGGAUUCAAACCACCGUGACGAAGAAGCCGUUCUCGCAACAGUGCGCGACUGGAUUACGUCCUUUACAGAGGAAACCAAUACAAGAGAAGCGUUUACCGUGGGCGCUUUCCUCGCUAACAAAGAGUGGCUGGAUCAAGGCAGAAGCUACAGUUCUCGUUACCGUUACAGCCGGAGGGUGGCUGUCGACCCAGGCAUCACAAUCAAAAAGACGGCGAUAACGCUUGCAGAAAUCAUCAUCGGCUCUGUCUUCCUCGGAGCUCACCUCCUUGGAUUGCUAGCGCUUGCCAUCUAUGCCGUAUACGGAAAGCCGUUUAUGCCGUGGUUGGGUGCAGCGGCCAUGGUCAAGGCUGGGACGGUCUAUGCUGAUAUCCUGAGCGCUGCUGAGGGAGAUAAGCAGUGGAAACAGACCAUGGCUGCUUGCCCGGGAUUCGUUGGGGAUGAGAGACCGACGGAUAGUGUGGGUAGGAUCGCCUUCGGAGCCGUUGCAGGCCUGAGUAGGUCCCAGGUUCGCCCCUCUCUCGACAACUUUGACGACUUUGACGAGCGCCCGGUAUGCGGUGAAGUGAAGAAGAGGUGGAUAACAUUGAACAUGGCGGGGAAGAACUCGGAUCGUUUCGAUAUCGUGAAUGGCAAGCAACUUGCCUUGUUGAUCGCGCCAACCAUAUGCUUUGUGGUGGCGUCGGCCGUGGUAGCGGCGAGAUGGUACACAAGGAGCGUUCGACGGGUCAAUACCUUGGGCGAAGAUGCGCUGAUGGUGGCUGCUCUGGCUAUGAGCUUCGUCGUAGUUGCCCUAGUCUACGUGCUGGUCUUCUUGGGUGGAGAAGGCUUGACGAGCGAUCAGAUCAAGGCCGACCCCACGAAGAACUUUGACGUUGUGGAGCGAUUCUGGCUGCGGAUGCAGUUCGCGCUUGACAUUUGUUGGGCCACAUCCAUUGCGACCGUGCAAUUGGCUUUCGCAAAAUCCUACCUCCGACUGUACGAGAAGAGGGUGGUUGCUCGCAUCGCCUGUUACGUAUCUAUUGCACUCAUCGCGAUCUGGUAUAUUUGGUCGCUCGCGGGUUGGAUCAGUAUGUGCCAUCCACCAGGAGAGUGUAAACUGCAAAGCAAGAAGUCGUGCAUCAUCAUCGGGUCGUUGCAUGUGUUCUUCAACAGUAUCAUACUCUUCGCCCCAUUGCCUGCCAUAGCUGCAGCUGAACUCUCCGGGAAGAAGAAGUUGUGGGUGAUGGUUUUGUUUCUCCUUGGAUGCUUUUGUACCAUCUUAGCUGUCCUCCGUAUUGACUGCGCGAUCGACGUGUUUGGCAACGUCGACGAAGACCCGAUCGGUGCGUCAUGGUGGCGCGUCUGCUUUUCCCCAAUCGAAGUCGCUGUUGGUAUCGUCUGCUGUUGCGUACCCAACGUCCGCUCCCUACCUUCGUGGCGCCGAACUCCUCCACUCGCCACCGAUGAGGGCAUCGGUCUCCGGCGGAUGAAAUUCAGGACAGCAAGCAACGGCUCAUCGACAUCGAACCUAAAUGCACCACCUUCGCAAUGGAUGCCGCAGGGCGUGAAACCGCAAGCGGCUGCUUUCGUUACAUUGAGCAGCGAGACGGAUCCUACCGAGAGACUGAGCUCAUUGGGAGCGAACGAGAUCAAAGUAACGAAAGAGUAUAAUCUAGAUCGACUAUAA